This is a messenger RNA of Echinostoma caproni, 555 nucleotides long. The record is from the annotation of a GenBank genome assembly. NCBI's taxonomy places the organism in Eukaryota, Metazoa, Platyhelminthes, Trematoda, Plagiorchiida, Echinostomatidae.
AUGACACCAGCGUAUCUAAUCUUUGGUCGUGAACUCAGCCUACAGACAGACGCCACAGCCCUAGUCGCACCCGCAGAAGUAGUAUCAACACCACAGUUUACUCAACAACUACGUCAAAAGCUGCACACUGCCUACGAGUCGGACAAUAGUGUAGACCCACCCGCACACCUGCGACAGAAACAACAAUACGAUCGGAGUUUGAACGGACCGUCAUAUGCCAAAGGGGAUAAGGUUUGGCUGAACCGACCCAAGCCCCCGGUGGGCGCCUGUGCAAAGUUUCAUCGCCCAUGGCAGGGGCCGUACGAGAUUGUAUUCAUACGCUCCCCAAUGGUAUACGUCAUCCGAGACAUAUCUUCCGCCACCGAUGAUGUGUUAACGGUGCACAACAACCAACCGAAGCCUGCCGGCCGCCCACAACUUUCCGAAUCACCGCAGUUCGUACCUCCAGGAUGCGUCCCAAUGGUAGAACGGACAGAGAAAGUACCCCAGGGGGUGGGGCAGGUGAACUAUGUAAAAACGAGCAGUAAAUACAGUGCUUUUGCGAAGAGGGGAUAG